CACACGCAGCAGCUCAGGCCGUAUGAACCGAGCACCGAUCGGCCCACUGAGCAAACAUGGCGGAUGACAAGGAUCCUCUGAAACAGUUGAGAGAUCUGACGCAUCUCAAAUCUCAGCUGGAGGAGAUCCAGAGGCGAGUGGAGAGCGAAGCCUCUGUAGGAAUUCCUCAGGGAGGCUCAGUUUUGGGAUCUCCACUUCUGAAGGGCUUCCUGGCCGGCUAUGUGGUGGCCAAGCUACGCUCCUCUGCCAUCCUGGGGGUGCUGCUGGGAACUCUAACUGGCAUUUACGCGGCACAGAGCUAUCAAGUGCCCAACAUCGAACGGACAGUAAAAGAUUAUAUGAACACCUUUAAAAAGGGACCAAAGUAAUUUGGGCCGACUGCUCGUCCUCACCGUGGCAGAGCAGACACGAGAGGAAGAGGUGUUGCAGCUGCUGGACUGUCAGUGGCUUGUGGCAGAUCAUCCGGAUUUCAUGAUAUAACUGGAUCUUCAUUCGGGACUUAAAGUUUAAGACUGGGGUGCUGUUUUCUUAUCAGUAUUAUUGUUUCAUUUUUCAGUUAAAUACAGAUCUGUUACUUCU
This is a messenger RNA of Pleuronectes platessa (European plaice), 579 nucleotides long. RefSeq names its product SLC35A4 upstream open reading frame protein. The record is from RefSeq and is a predicted model, not a curated record. The transcript is spliced from 3 exons. The coding region runs from base 57 to 368 and encodes 103 amino acids. NCBI's taxonomy places the organism in Eukaryota, Metazoa, Chordata, Actinopteri, Pleuronectiformes, Pleuronectidae.